This is a messenger RNA of Phaedon cochleariae (mustard beetle), 2382 nucleotides long. Lineage: Eukaryota; Metazoa; Arthropoda; Insecta; Coleoptera; Chrysomelidae. The record is from the annotation of a GenBank genome assembly.
AUGAGUGAGAAAUUGUCCAAAUCCCUUACAGGGGCGGGGGCAUCUGUCCCGAAUAAAAUGAAACUUUAUGCCACUUGGGUUGAUAGGACACCGUCGAAUUGUAUACCAAGGCUCUGUUCUCUAACUCUGACGCGUCUGGCUAUCUUGCGCCCCUUGGGUUCAGACCUGGCUGCCAUAUCCAUAGCCGUGAAAAUGCAGUCCAGCAAGAGAACUCUCCGCUCAAACGACCUCAUACUACCCCAAGGGGGGCUGCUUGACACUCCAUUGGACGUCACUUUCUGUCUGCAGUACCCCCAUUUCUUGAAGAGGGAGGGCAAUAAGCUGCACAUACUGCUGCAAAGAAGAAAGAGGUACAAGAAUCGCACCAUGUUGGGGUUCAAGACUUUGGCCGAAGGUGUCAUACGGAUGGAUCAGGUGCUGCAGAAGCAGAUGGACAUCGAGCUGGACCUGAUGCCCGACCCCAACGGCAAGGACGGCAAACAGGCCGUCGGCCCCCUAGCCCGCCUCUCCCUCCUCCAGCUGACCUCCACGCCCGUCGACCACGAGCACAAACUGGGCGCGGCGGAGCACGACUACAGCGACGACGACGACGAGAUCAGCUCGGGGGAGGAGGAGGCGGUCGACUUGUCGGACAGCGAGCCAAUGCGGAAAAUGCCGCACGCCAGGCACAAUCUCAAGCAGCGGUUCGUGUCGCUGUUGAGGAGGUUCCGGGUGCCGGACUCUGAAGGUGGCCGAGUGAGAGACUGUUUGGACAACCCGAGCGACAUCCAGGCGCUGUUCCAGGAGCUCGAGUCACUGAGCUGCGACGAGGAUUCGGGGGGCGAGCAGGACACCAUGUCAAUCACCAGUACGCCGAAGCCGAGCCUGCGGCCGUUCUUCAGCUCCAGCAGGAGUUUGCUGGAUAGCGGGGCGGUGCCUUUCGUGGAGGCCGACAGGCACGAGGAGAGGACGUGCUCAGGCUCCGACGGCAACGCGGACGUCUGCUUCACCGACCCCGAGGCGCACAGCGACCCGCCGACGGGGUCGCCGCCGCGCGAGCAGGCUGGGGGCGGGGGAGGCGGCGGUUGCGGGCGCGGCAGGCCGGCCGGGGACGGCGAGCUGUCGGCCAUCGUGCAGGAGCUGAGCGAGCGCAAGUCGAAGCUGUUCCGGUCGGCGGCCGCGGCGGCCAAGAAGAAAUGCUCGCCCAGCGCUGGGGUCGACCCGCCCGUCGAGGCGGUCACCCCUCGAAAAGUGUUCUUGGAGUUGGUGUGCAAAGUAUUGUCUCCCGAAGAGAACGUCCUACCAGAGAGCGUCGUGUUUCUGUCCGGUCCCGACAGCGUUACGGUUCCUCUGAGUGUGAGGUUCGGUCCGCAGCACAAGGUGUUCCAACCCUUGUCCGCCGUAGAAACCAAGGCUGUACUGACCACACUUUUCAACAAAAUCCACAAGUACUGCAACAGUUGUGCCAAACCCGGUACGUCCAUCAAACUCCUCCUGAUAGGCGGAGACACCCUGAUAGGAUGGUUCGUCCGUCCCUAUGUGGAACUCCUCUCCAGCAAAACGUCCGAAUGGCUCUCGUACACUCGCGUCUAUAUCGUCCCUUUGGGGAGCUGCAACAUAUCCAGGCAACUUUCUACUCUAGACCCAGGUUACCAAUCGCUGUUUCCCAGCGACCAAGAACUGAAGAUCGAAGAGCUGUCCCAGCGGGUGCUGAGAUAUCUGGCGGGGCCCCCUAGUGCUCCGUUGGCUCACAUGCCCGUCGGGGAGGCGAUGCUCACUUGUCACGACGAGAACAGUCAGCUGUUUAUUCCGUUCGUCAGUGAGGUGAGAGUCGGUCCUGCCGAUCAAUACCAGUCCGUCUCCGUCGACCUCGACGACUUGAUCUGCUCCAGUCCGCCUGCCCCUUCGUUGACGCCCCCUUCGUCUCCGAACGUGCAGGCUCGCGAAUCGCCCUGGGAACCACUCGAGUUGCAGGUGGACUAUUGGCAGGUGCCGAAAGCUGGCGACAGCGCUUUAAAGACUGACAAAGACAAGGUCAAGCAGGACGGAAAGACGUCCCUCAAGGCACUGUUCAGGGGCCUGCAGGCCUCUCCUACUACCACUUCAGGGUUGAACCUCACCGUGCAUUUGGCCAACAAGGAGAAAAAACAAAAAAUUAUGAGAUUGGGCAAAAAAAAGGAGAAAGAAAAGGAGAUGGAGCCUCGCAGUCAAAAUGUGGAGGGAGUACUGAGGCUGAUAUGUUCUGCGCGUGCUUCUCACAAUACCCCCAUGAAAGUAUACAUUGAUGGAGUGGAAUUCGGUGGGGUGAAAUUCUUCCAGCUUUCCUCAACCUGGCAAACUCACGUGAAAAACCUGACUGUAGCACUAGCCGGAGUACCGCUGGCUAGUACCGAGAUGCACUGA